UAGGCUGUGUGUAUACCCUGAAAAGGGCAUUGCUUCAUCGUUUUCUUCUUUCUUCUCCUCUGCUGCAGAAAUGGCUUCCACUUUCAUCCCUCUUCUCAACCUCCCCACUCAAACAGCCAUUAAAGCCACUCUAAUCCCUCACUUCUUCGUCCUCAAAUCCUGCCACCGUUCCUCUCUCCCUCUUCUCUCCUCAAAACCCGCAAAAUCCGUCACCGUUCGCAUGUCCUACAACCCUACUCCGGCCACCGACCGCCUCAUCUCCGCCGUCGCCUACACUCUCCCCUUCUUCAACUCCCUCCAGUACGGCCGCUUACUCUUCACCCAGUACCCCGUCCUCGGCCUCGCCUUCGAGCCGAUUCUCCCUAUUCUAGGGCUUUAUCGCUCGAUCCCACACUCGAGCUUCAUCGCCUUCUUUGCGCUCUACUUGGGCGUUGUCCGGAACCCUAACUUCAACCGCUACGUGAGGUUCAAUUCAAUGCAGGCGGUGACUCUGGACGUGCUGUUGGCGGUGCCGUUGUUGAUACAGAGGAUUCUGAGUCCCGGUCCGGGCGGAUUAGGGUUCCAGAUUAUGGUUUGGGGCCAUAAUGGAUUGUUUCUUUUCAGUGUUUUGUGUUUUGUUUACAGGCUCGCUUCUUGCCUUCUGGGUCGGACCCCUCACUUGCGGCUUGUUGCUGAUGCUGCUGGGAGGCAGAUUUAGGCUUAGGGAUGUUUUAGAUAACGAAGAUGAUGGAAAGAACAAUGAAGAUGGAGGAGACUUGUCAAGGGAAAGAGGAUUUGAUGUGGGUUCUUAGUUAGAAAGUUGGAUAUCAAACUUGAUUAGGUCCACGAUCGAUUGUGCUCGACUUUUGAUACGACGAAGCCUUCCAUUUUGUGGACAAGAUGAAACUGGAUAUUAGAAAAUCCAAGAGUAACGGUAGGAAAUAUCCAAGAUGAGAUCCUACAUCGGUUGGAGAGGAGAAUGAAGCAUUGUUUAUAAGGGUGUGAAAACCUCUCUCUAGUAUAUACGUUUUAAAACCUUUAGAUUGUUAUAUCUAACAAAAAUGGUGUAAGUUGUACUGCUACAGAAAUGGUUGAUGGAAUCAUUCGAGAUAUUAGUGAGAUGAUAAAUUAGUUUUGAUUGAUGAAUCAAAAGAUAUAUCUUCAAA
This is a messenger RNA of Cucurbita pepo subsp. pepo (vegetable marrow), 1145 nucleotides long. RefSeq names its product protein TIC 20-II, chloroplastic. The record is from RefSeq and is a predicted model, not a curated record. Lineage: Eukaryota; Viridiplantae; Streptophyta; Magnoliopsida; Cucurbitales; Cucurbitaceae.